Molecule: messenger RNA, 1623 nt
Organism: Bipolaris maydis ATCC 48331
Lineage: Eukaryota; Fungi; Ascomycota; Dothideomycetes; Pleosporales; Pleosporaceae
Molecular function (GO): nucleotide binding
Source: RefSeq, a predicted model, not a curated record
AUGCCGAGCCUCGAAGCAGACGAGUCAGCCUUCACGCAGGCCAACGGCAAACUAGCCUUUGCAAAACCGCCGAGAAUCCUCAUCAUCGGGGCAGGAAGCCGCGGGGCGGCCUACGCCGACGCAACGUCUCUCUGCUCCAACGCCGUCAUCGCGGCAGUAUGCGAGCCCAACGACUUCAAGCGCGCCGAGUUUGGGCGCAGGUACAUGUGGGGACCUGACGAGGAAGCUGGACCGGGGCAAAGUUUCAAAGACUGGCGUGAGUGGAAAGAGUAUGAAAUGCAGCGACGGCAGCGCGAGAAGAAUGGCGAGCAAGGUGUCGUUGGCACGGGCGUUGAUGCCGUGUUUGUGUGCGUCCUAGAUGAGUUGCAUGAGGAGGUUGUGUGUGGGAUUGCGGAUAUGGGGUUGCAUAUUUGCUGUGAGAAGCCGAUGAGUACGACGCUUGAGAGCUGUGUGAAGAUGUAUCAGGCGCUGGAUAAGGGCGCGAGGGAGGGGGGCAAAGAAAUGAUUUUUGGGAUUUGCCAUGUGUUGAGGUACUCGCAGCAUAAUAUGCUGCUGAGGCAUUUGUUGCUGGACAAAGAGGUGAUUGGGGAUGUUAUGAGUGUUGAGCAUGUUGAGCCGAUUGGGUGGUGGCAUUUUAGUCACAGCUAUGUGAGGGGCAACUGGAGGAAGGAGUCCAAGACUGCGCCUUCCUUACUCACAAAGUCAUGUCACGACAUUGACUUUUUGAUGUGGAUGCUGUGUUCACCAGGCGCGAGCGCAAAAGAUGCGGUGCCCCAUCUUCCUUCCUACGUCACUUCGACUGGAUCACUCAAGUUCUUCCGCAAAGACCGGAAGCCAAAGGCUGCUGGAUCGGCGACGAACUGUCUGUCCUGUGCGCACGAGCCAAACUGCGAUUGGAGUGCGAAGAAAAUUUAUCUCGAGGGGCAUUUGAACAAUGGCAACGCAGAUUGGCCCGUCAAGGUUGUCAACCCGGAGAUUGAAGACAUGUUUAAGACGGCUGGGAAAGAAGUUGCUGGCAAAGCACUGCUUAGGAGCCUAGCCGACGACUACACGGCUGAUACUCCGGCCAGCAAAGUGGACGAACGGUCGUGGUUUGGUCGGUGUGUGUGGGAGUCAAGCAAUGACGUAUGCGACGACCAGUGCGUGACGAUCACAUGGGAUGAUGAUGCGAUAGCAAAAGAUGACGAGGGGCUGCCUAUACUGCGUGGGCGCGGUGCAAAGACGGCACAGUUCCACAUGGUAGCGUUUACGGAGAAGCAGUGCGAGCGACGUGGCCGCAUAUACGGCACAGAGGGCGAGAUUGAGUAUGACAGCAGAGAGAUCAAGGUAUACAAGUUUGGCAGUGGGCAAACCAAGGUCCACAGCCCGUAUGUGGCAGGCGGUGGCCACGGGGGCGGAGACGAGGGACUUGCGCGGCAGUUUUUGCUGGCAGCGGACGCUGUGGACUCAGGCGCCAUGGCCGCGGCAGACGCUCAGCGUCGAUACCUCGGGUGCGACUUGGACGAGGCUUUCCGCAGCCAUGCCAUGGUUUUUGCGGCUGAAGAGGCCCGAACGAAGCGCCAGGUGGUGGAGUGGAAGCGGUGGUGGGCUGACCGGGUGGGGUCGCACUUGGAGCAGCGGUAA